AUGAACGCGCUUUUUGGGCUGUUAUAUUUGGCCGGUGUUUUACGUAGUAAUCAUCUCAACCUUGAUGAUUUAUGGUCAAACGAUGGCUUAUCACCCGAGUAUUUUCGAGCAGUUAUGCCAAAAGCACGAUUUUAUAUUCUUCUAAGAGCAAUGAGGUUUGACGAUAUAAGUACACGAGCCCAAAGAAAACAAUUUGAUAAACUUGCGGCCAUUCGUUCAGUAUUUGAAGACUUUGUUCUACGCUGCGAGAACUGUUAUACAGUGGGGGAAAAUGUAACUAUAGAUGAAAUGCUCGAAGGUUUUCGAGGCCGUUGUAGUUUCCGACAGUACAUCCCAAGUAAGCCUAACAAAUAUGGUAUAAAAAUUCAGGCCUUAGUCGACUCUCGCACCUUUUAUACGUCGAAAAUGGAAGUGUACGUUGGGACUCAGCCCGAUGGGCCUUAUAAAUGUGAAAAUAACCCUGCAAGUGUCGUGAAAAGAUUAAUUGCCCCAAUAUCGAAAACAGGUCGUAAUAUCACCAUGGAUAACUGGUAUAACUCUAUACCUCUAGCAAUUGAUCUACUAAAAAAUCACAAUACAACUGUAGUUGGUACACUUCGUAAAAACAAACGUGAAAUUCCUCUUUGUUUUUUAGAAACUAAAAAAAGGCAAUUGAACUCUACGAUGUUUGGUUAUGACAAAGAUAUAUUGCUUACAUUAUAUGUACCAAAAAAAAAUAAAAAUGUAUUGCUUAUUUCCACUAUGCACGAACAAGGUGUCAUUGAUCCAGAGUCUGAAGAAAGAAAACCAGAGGUGAUUACGUAUUACAACAGUACAAAAGGUGGCGUGGAUUGCGUGGAUGAAAUGAAGGGUGAAUACUCUGUGGCUAGAAUAAGUUGCAGGUGGCCACUGACCAUUUUUUUCUCUUUGAUGAACAUAGGAGGCAUAAAUAGCCAAAUUAUUUUUCGAGAAAAUACAGGAAUUUAUCUAAGUCGUCGAGAAUUUCUAAAAACCUUAGGAAAAGAACUUACAAAACCGUUUAUGUUAGAACGAUUGCAGAUGCCUACUUUGCGUACAAGUAUUCGACAAAGAAUAAUAAAAUUAACUGGUUACACCAAGACAGAAAAUGAAGUCCCUGAACGUUCAAAUAUUGAACAUCGUCCGAAGUGCGUAUUUUGUCCAAAAAGAAAAAAUCGAAAGACCAUGACUAAAUGCGUAAAAUGCAGCGUGCCAAUAUGUAAGGAGCAUACGAUGAGCACAUGCGUAUCCUGCUGUAACGAUCACAACGAAACAAAUACUACAGAAAGUGAAUAG
Aphis gossypii (cotton aphid) is the source of this 1293-nucleotide messenger RNA. RefSeq names its product piggyBac transposable element-derived protein 4-like. Bases 1 to 1293 code for a protein of 430 amino acids. The record is from RefSeq and is a predicted model, not a curated record. The transcript has 2 exons. Lineage: Eukaryota; Metazoa; Arthropoda; Insecta; Hemiptera; Aphididae.